UCUUCUCUUCUCAGACCUUUCGAGAUGGAAAAUCUUCACGCUCCGACUGUACCCUCCGGAGAAACUACUGCCUCUGUCACUAAUGGUGAUGCGGGGCAUCUGAGCUUUGCUGAAUUGCAGCGAAAGAAAGACGAUGUUGAGGCCGAACUCAAGGCUCUUGGAGGCGUUCUUGAUUCGCACGGAGUAGAUAUGAAUUCUUCCCUACUGACGAGCGAUGGAUUCCCUCGCGCGGAUAUCGAUGUUGCCCAAAUCCGAACUACAAGAGCUCGCAUUAUCCGUCUACGAAAUGACUAUAAAGCUUUGAUGGCUCGUAUUGAGAAGUACCUUCACGACCACUUUGCCAGUCUUGACGAGAACGAUGCAGUACCGGUUGCCGGUCAAGGCAACUCUCAAUCGGUCUUGCCAGACUCUGUUUCUGCGCCUUUGGAUCCCCCUUUCGCGAAAGUCAACACUGUAGCUCUAGGAAGCCCUGCAGAGAGUGCUGGCCUGAAAGCUGGAGAUGAGAUCCGUAACUUUGGUUAUGUCAAUCGGGCCAAUCACGACAAUAUGAGGAAGGUUGUAGAAUGCGUGCAGGGUAAUGAAGGAAGCAACGUUUUCAUCAGAGUAUCACGAGCAGAUGGUGUGGCCGAACGACAGGAGUUGCGAUUGACUCUGGUACCCAGAAAGGAUUGGGGUGGUCGUGGCAUGUUGGGUUGUCAUAUUCUUCCACUAUAAUUUCGAACAGGCCAUGGCCACAUCAUGCAUCAUGGCAGGUCAUACAGGACUAUGUGUAACAGCAACACAGCAAGAACAGCCGCCGUGGCAAGAGCCUUAUCCAACUUACAGUGUAGAGAGGAGGCCCUCAAUCAAAAUUCGGUGAUUAGAAUUAUACUCCAUUGACAAAACGAAAUUGCGAGCAGGAAAUGAAACCUUGCCUCUUCUUUCGAGGACUUAU
Fusarium graminearum PH-1 is the source of this 934-nucleotide messenger RNA. RefSeq lists its product as uncharacterized. Lineage: Eukaryota; Fungi; Ascomycota; Sordariomycetes; Hypocreales; Nectriaceae. The transcript has 4 exons. Gene Ontology annotation, molecular function: protein binding. Gene Ontology annotation, cellular component: cytoplasm; nucleus. The coding region runs from base 25 to 714 and encodes 229 amino acids. Gene Ontology annotation, biological process: proteasome regulatory particle assembly. The record is from RefSeq and is a predicted model, not a curated record.